Messenger RNA from Cylicocyclus nassatus, 1365 nucleotides. NCBI's taxonomy places the organism in Eukaryota, Metazoa, Nematoda, Chromadorea, Rhabditida, Strongylidae. The record is from the annotation of a GenBank genome assembly.
GCGAUUCGAAAAUAUUGGUUAUUUGUGGUCGCUGGUUGAUGCUGUAAUUGUGGCUGAAUGCAGAUAUAGGCAACCGCUAAAAGAUUUUUUAUUUUAUUCAACAUGAUAAAGGAAACGGUGAAGUCUUUAUUUGAACAUAAUCGGAAAAGCUCAGAAGCAGAGGACAGCACCUAUAAUUACAUAGAGGAUAAGACACUGCCCUUGAAUAAAACUGGGCAUACGGAGAGUAGAGCUACACGCGGCAGCGGUUCAUAUGACCAUAUAGAAGAAAGAAUAUCCGAACCUAAGAACGCUGGUGGACCUGACGCCCAAAAAUCUUCUCUUUCGGCUUUACUGAAAACUGGAUCGCAGCGGUCUACAUUGUUUGUACAACAAUUACUCAUACAAAUCACCUUGCUCCUUAUGCUUUGCGUGAAUAUUGCUCUAAUUGUGGUGGUCUCUGUCCAUAUGCCAAGGAAGAUCGACGGCGAAGAACCAAACAACGAUAACCCUCUAAACCUGCAAUCGCCAAAACAGAUCGAAAAUGGUGCUUCGAAAUAUGAGGGAUACAAGGACGUGGUCAAACUUUUCAAAUCGAUCAUAGACACAAAAGCCAAUCCAUGUGAAGAUUUUUAUCAAUACACAUGCGGAAAUCUGCAAGGAGACAUGAGUUUUGUAAACUCUGAUUACGAUAACUUCCACAAUAUGAUCGAGCAGUUCAAAAAUAGGAGCUAUAUCGACAAAGCGCCUGAACCAGUGAAGAUGAUGUCGAGAUAUUUUGAGAAGUGUGUGGCUGCGCGCACAAACUGGAAUGAACUAACCAAGGAUGCUAAGGUGGUGAUGGCAGCUAUCAAGCGCCUUGCAGGAGGUAAUGGCGACUAUCCAGACACUAAGUACCCUUUCUACAUGCUUUAUCAGAACACACAAGAAAGCGAAGCUCUCACGCCAAAUGGCCUUGCGUUUUUACUAGGUAAUACGAUUGGAAUGGAUGGUGUUGCAAGCCUCGUUCAAGCUAUGGUCGACAUCAAUUGGAAAGAUCAUAAUGGCGGGGAUGGGAAUAAGUUCUUCUUGGAUCAGCCCGACACUCUGAUACCAUACAAGUAUCAUAUCAGGGCAUGGGAUACGGCUAAACAGAGUAUCAUGGAGACCCUCAAAAGUAUCAUGAACCGCAUCGCUAAUUCACAAGGAAUAACUUUGAUUGAGGACAAACUGAAUUUUUAUCUCAACGAAGUUUUGGAAUUUGACCACGUUUUGGCUACAAAAUACAGCACUGACGAUACGACACGUCGUAGUUUCGAGAGAAGCUUCAACACAAUGACGCUCCAAGAACUUCAAGAGAGAUAUGAUAAGAUAAACUGGAAGCUUUUUAUCUCGGAGGUUCGUUAG